UGUGCGCACUUAUUAUUUCCGCGUAAUAUUUUCAAUCCAGUUGCAAUCUUCAUUAACAUAUGGAUUCCCGAAUGCGAUGGAUGGUGGUUUAUUGGUAGCGCUGAGUUGUUUACUCAUUAUCAUAACUUAUGCGUGGAUGAAGUUUGUCAAAACAGGACCUGUAUUCAAGAAUGAUUUGGAAAUUGACGGAAAAACUGUCCUUAUUACCGGUGGAAGUUAUGGAAUAGGAAAAGAGACAGCUCUACAACUUGCAAAACGCAAGGCACGGGUAAUUAUCGCCAGUAGAAAUGAACAGCGUGCGUCAGAAGCUAUUUUUGAUAUCAAGAGCCAGAGUGGAAACGAUAUGGUGCACUACAUGAAGCUGGAUUUAUCAGAUUUUGCGGAUGUGAGAAGAUUUGUGAGGAAUUUCAUUGAUACAGAACCUAGGCUGGACAUUUUAAUAAACAAUGCAGGUGUUGCUGUUCCUGGAAUGACAAAUAAUGGGAAUGAUAUUAUUUUAGCAACAAAUCAACUCGGACCUUUUCUUUUAACUAAUCUUUUAAUGCCACUUUUGAAAAGUUCAUCAGAUUCCCAACAUGUUCGAAUAGUAAAUGUCAGUGCUGAUUUAUAUACAAUUGGAAAAAUUGACUUUGGUAAUAUAAAUUUAGGACUUACCAAGGAAAGCCCUUAUCAGCAGAUAAUACAACAAUAUUCAAAUACAAAGUUGAUGAAUGUAUAUUUUACAACAGAACUGAAUAAAAGACUGAGAUCCGAGGAUCCAGAAAACAGUUCUAUAUCAACCUAGACCUAUGCUCUCCAUCCUGGUGUGAUUGCCAGUGAACUUGGUACAGGAGCAAUCCAUAAUACCUUGAUGAAAGUUGGCCACUUGAUACUAAAAGCUUGCUUCAUGCGUCCACUUUUUUAUGGCUGCCAAACCAUUUUGUACUGUUGUCUUCAAAAAGGACUCGAGGAAAAAAGUGGAGGGUAUUUCUCAAAUAUGAGGCUGAGACAAUUAAAAGCAGUUGCAACAGAUUCAGAAACUGGUCUGAAACUCUGGAAAGUAUGUGAACAAAUGACUGGAUUAACUAAAGAAGAAGAUUAUUUUGCAAAAAGCGAUUAAAGUAUUCUGCAUGUUGGAUAUUUCAUAAAUUACAGUACUGGUGGGACGGACCUUCUCAGUGGAAAACUACCUCACAAAUAUAGCAAUUUUGUGAAAGAUGUAUGGUAUCAGUUUAGAACUACAUUACAUUCAUUUUUUUGCAUGCAGAAUUUUUUAUUGGAUUUUCUAUUUUGAAUUUUGUUUACUUGACGAAUUGUGAAAAAUGCUUGAUUGUGUUAUAGUUAGUCCAAUUGAACCCUUUUUCUGGCAUGCUUGUUUCCCAUUGUAGAAAUUAAGUUAUUUAAGUCCUAAAUUAUGCCACAAAACGGCAUUGAAGAUGAUAUCUUAUAUUUAUCCA
Styela clava is the source of this 1436-nucleotide messenger RNA. Its product is annotated as dehydrogenase/reductase SDR family member 13-like. The record is from RefSeq and is a predicted model, not a curated record. NCBI's taxonomy places the organism in Eukaryota, Metazoa, Chordata, Ascidiacea, Stolidobranchia, Styelidae.